Molecule: messenger RNA, 1674 nt
Organism: Cetraspora pellucida
Lineage: Eukaryota; Fungi; Glomeromycota; Glomeromycetes; Diversisporales; Gigasporaceae
Source: the annotation of a GenBank genome assembly
AUGACAAGCAGAAAUUCAGUAUUUCAAAAAUUCUUGAGAAAAGUUUUUAUUCGAAGACGUAAAAAGACAAGAAGUCGAUUUAGUCGAAGUAACAAACGCCAAAAUGAGAGAUUAGCACAUAAUAAUGUUACAAACAAUGAUAAUACAUUUCGUAUCAAUAACUUGCUUGUAAACAACGAAGAGAAAAACGAGAAGAAUUAUCUUGCACCAUUAAACUUUAAUACUCCCGACCGAACAAGUAUAGGAUUAUGUCGGGAUUGGCGCAGCGGCAACAAAGUUAUUGACGACCUUAUACAACUGAUCAGAUUACAAUAUCCUCAUCCAGCUCAUAAUUUAAAUUGGAUUCCGUAUGAGGAAUUUGUGGAUUGCGAACAUAUUGCGGACGGUGGUUUCUCUACCAUUUACAAAGCGACAUGGACCACUUCUAACCAAACUGUUGCGUUAAAAUCCUUGAAUAAUUCCCAAGAUAUAAGCAUUAAUUACUUAAAUGAGAUUAAGGCGAACUGGGAUCUAUUUUCUCAAUCUCAAUUUCUACAUUGUCAUGGUAUCACUCAAUCUCCAAGCAAUGGCGAUUUCAUAAUGGUUAUGCAAUAUGCACAAUCAGGUGACUUGCGUUUAUAUCUUCAACAUAAUAGCACUUCUAGUUGGAAAGAUAAGCUUCGAAUCCUUAAACAAAUCGCAUCUGGCCUAGAAGAAUUACACAUAAGAGAUCUUGUUCAUGGGAAUUUACAUAGUGGUAAUAUCAUGAACAUCGAUCAAUCCAAUUUUGUGAUUGGCGAUGUUGGAUUAAGCGGACCAGCAAGCGAACCAGCCUUCAGUGAUGGAAUCUAUGGUGUUCUACCUUAUAUCGCUCCAGAACUUCUUAUGGGAUUGGAUUAUUCUGAUAAAUCAGAUAUUUACAGUUUUUCUAUCAUAAUGUGGGAACUCUGUUCCGGUAUGAAACCAUUCUGUAGCACACCCCACAAUCUCGAAUUAGCUAAAGAAAUUUGCGAAGGAAAAAGAUCACCGAUUCCCGUGGGAACCCCUCCACUCUAUUCUGAUCUUAUGGAAAAAUGCUGGGAUAGUGAUCCUAGUAAACGACCUGAUGUCGCUGAUAUUUUGAAAACUGUUCAUCACUGGUUGGUGAACGAUUCGCUAGAUGUCUUCUCGCGGAAAGAUGGCUUGGAUCCUGCACACAACAACGUGUCCACUGAACGAACGCAUCCGGAUGCAGUAUAUCAUAGUAGAUUAUUGGAUUUCCCUGAAUUACGUGGAACGACACGUAGACGACAAUAUCUUUCUCUGAAUAUCCCUCUUUCCGUAUCCGAAGGUAGUUCGAGUGACACUAUUCAAUUAUCCCAACAACCAACACAACCUUCCCGAGAUAAUCCAAAACACUUGUUAUCGUCUGGAAUUAUAUCUAAUUCAAAAUCUUUCCGAAAUACAUAUAAUCACCCACCAACUCACAAAGAUACUAGAGAAGUAUCCCGAGACGCGCAAGGUUAUGAGCCUGGUCGACCAGAAAUAGUUAACCCCAAAAUUAACCCUCGAGCUAUUAACCCCAGAGUUAAACCAGGCGUGAUUAGUGUUUUCAUACCUGAUGAUGAUAUUGAAACACUACAAAAAUAUUGGGCAAUGGAUUCAACAAUGAACUUUAAUCUGAACAAUCUGAAAAAAAUUGCACAUACAGUAUGA